Molecule: messenger RNA, 3113 nt
Organism: Acanthopagrus latus (yellowfin seabream)
Lineage: Eukaryota; Metazoa; Chordata; Actinopteri; Spariformes; Sparidae
Product: type I phosphatidylinositol 4,5-bisphosphate 4-phosphatase-A-like
Exons: 7
Coding region: 177-968 (263 amino acids)
Biological process (GO): phosphatidylinositol dephosphorylation
Cellular component (GO): late endosome membrane; phagocytic vesicle membrane; plasma membrane
Molecular function (GO): phosphatidylinositol-4,5-bisphosphate 4-phosphatase activity
Source: RefSeq, a predicted model, not a curated record
CCUUCUGUGUUCUCGCCGUGUCAUGUGGAUGUCAGGACCCCGAACCGCCGAGCUCCGGGGCUGAAAUCUCCUCAGCGACUCCUCCAGAAGCCUCUAACGGGACUCCGAGCGCUCUCACCCGGGGCACAGACUCUUCCAAGAGGGCGUUUUCGAGCGGCCGGAGCCCGGCGAGAGCGAUGGCGGACGGGGAACGGUCGCCGCUGCUGUCCGACCAGCACGACGGGACCAACGGCUUCUCUCCCGGGGGCAGCUCUCACGGAUAUCCGUCAAAACCACAGAGUUUGGCGCCGUUCCCCAGUUCGUUGGUCCAAAAUGAGCCUCCGCCUCCGUACUCGCCGCAGGGCAGCCCGGACAGCAGCAGCGCUCCGGUCAUCAGCUGCCGGGUCUGUCAGAGCGCCAUAUCUGUGGAGGGCAAGAUGCACCAACACGUGGUGAAGUGCAGCAUCUGCAACGAAGCUACGCCGAUAAAGAACGCCCCCGUUGGAAAGAAGUACGUCCGCUGUCCAUGUAACUGUCUGCUGAUCUGCAAAGUCACGUCGCAGAGGAUCGCCUGUCCGAGGCCUUACUGCAAACGCAUCAUCAACCUGGGACCCGUUCACAUCGGCAGAGACAGUCCUGAACCGCAGCAUCAACCCGUCGGCAUCCGGAUCAUCUGUGGACACUGCGCCAAUACAUUCCUGUGGACGGAGUUUUCUGACCGGACCUUGGCCCGAUGUCCACACUGCCGAAAAGUCUCUUCUAUUGGUCGCCGGUACCCCAGGAGGAGGAGCCUGCUGUGCUUCCUGCUGUUCAUCAUCUUCGCCGCCUCCACGGCAGGACUUAUGGUCGGUACGUGGACGCCGGCUCAGAACUCUAAAGGGAUCUACGUUUCGUGGGCGUUGCUGAUCCUCCUCGCUCUGUUCGCCAUGGUGAGGACGAUCUACUGGAGGUGUCUGAAAAUCAGCGACCCCAUAUCCAACGUCACGUAGACAGAGAGAGGGAAGGCGAGAGAAAGGGAAGGUAGGAAGGUGAGAGGGCUAGUGUAUAAAGAGAGGGAGGAUUCAGGUCGACAUGGUGAGAAGCAGAGGCGGCUGAAAAUCGAUGCGAUACCAUAAAUAAAAAAUCCACAUUCAUGCCAAAUCAGAUUCACCAUAAAUAUGAGCUGUCAGUCGUCAAAAAGUGCAAAAUGGAGAUUCUUGAUUUUCUUCUACUCACCAACACAAAUUAAAGAUGGUUUCUUGCACGUGUGGAAUUGGAGUUUGAGACGAAGAUGAACACGCUGGAUGAAAGAGAGCAGAAAGAAAGUGUACUUUAGAUAUUUAAAUAUUUGUUUUUCACCCCGUAGCUUGCUUCCAUGUUGUUUCAAAGCCUGAUGGUGCUAUAUUUUUUAGCUUGGAGCUACCAGCAGUUGUUUUGUUCACAACAGUAUUAUUUAAAAAAACAGGUACAUUUUUUGGCCUAAAUGAAGACAUAACUCUUAUCAGUGUCGGCUCUAUUAUUAUGGAUCAUUUGAGGAAUAAAUCCAGUGGAGGAGGCGUGUUUAGUUGGCAUUUAAGUUAUAUAAUCAUACCAAAUAAGAGAAAUACAUUACUUAAAUCUAAUCAAACCAGAGGGAACAAACAAGAUGUGCUUAUUUUUGAAAUUUUUGAAUAUUAUAACCCAUUUCUGCCCUAAAACCUACGCACUGGACCUUUUUAAAGGAACAUUUUGACAUUUUGGGAAAUUUGCAUUUUCACUUUCUCGCUGAGAGUUAGGUGAGAAGAUUGAUACCACACUCAUACAUGUGCAGUUUAAAUGCAGCUGCAGCUAGCAGCCAGUUAGCUUAGCAUAAAAACAUAGCAUUGAAACUUCAUCAACCUGUCAUAUUUUGUUUUUAUUUUAUUUUGUACACGACAAACAAACUAAUUGUACUUUCACUGGGAGUUAUGUGUGGCAUUAUUUCUUGUUUGGACAGAGGCAGGCUAGCUCUUUCCCCCUGUUUCCAGUCUGUAUGCUAAGCUAACUAGCUACUGUCAGUAGUAGGGAUGGGAAAAUCUAUGAUGCAGUAAAAACAUUUCUCACAUUCGACUUCGCGAAUUUCCCGAAAUGUCAAACUUUUCUUUGAACAGUUACUUCAAAUUUAAACUGAUUUUUUCUUUUGGAAUAAAACUCUUCGAUUAGUUUCUGAACUUUGGGUUGAACAGCUUCUCUGACAUCACCACAUUAACUUCAACCACAAACUACUGAAAACAUCCUGAUAACUACAUCAAGGGAACAUAUCAUUUAACUACAUAUCUUCUCUUUUGGGGCAUUGUUCGUUAAAUGGAACAUUUCUUACACGUUUGCUGACACAGAUUAUUUGUCCGAAGUGCUUAAUUUAACUGCUGUAAAUGUUAAAAUCACGCAGGAAGGCUUUCCUCCAAUCAGAGGAGAGUUUACGUGUGAUCAAAUGUACAGGCUCGUUGUAAAAACAAUACAAAGAUAACAAACACAACACGGUGAGAGAAAUGUAUAAAUCAACAGACGGGCAUUAGUUCAGAGUGAGUGGCAUCUUCUCUAGUAUCAUGUCAGAUCAUCUCACAGGGAUUCAGGGGCAUUCAUUGACUUUACAUACAGUGUGUUUUAUUUCAUCUGAUAAUAAUUCAUAUUAAAGAAGCGCAACGCUGUGCUGAUGAACCGAUUGAUGACAUUUCAAAGAUUUGAUCCUAUAAACUUGACUGGAAACAUCUUUACAUUCUGCUAAAUGUCUUUCUUUGUUUGUUUUUUUUAAACUAAAACCCAAACUGAUACAAACCACUUGAAGCACACAGAGAACGAUUUAUUUAUUCACUGUCUCUCUUUUUAUUCAUCAUCCAUCUUAUCUGAAUCAAACUGAGCUGACACACUUGUUCAGCCUGUUCCAGUGACUCGUUCUCUGUUAAGGUGUAAAUAUAUUCAGUGGAUGUUGAAUAUUUUGGACUGUACAGAAUUAUCAGAGCUGUCGCUUCCCUCUUGUGGCUGAUUAAUGUAAAGUACCCGCUGACUGUGAAACAUGUUGCACUACAUUGUACUGAUGUACUACUACUGUAUGUUUUUGUCAAUAUUAUUCAGGUGGAUGGAUUGUUUUUUGUUUUUUUUUGUAUAAUGUGAAACAAAGUAAUACUUUUAACAAGGUC